AUGGAAAUGAGGAUUAGACAAGAGAGUAUGAGGAGCGUGAGCAAUGGCAAAGUGGCGAGCAAAAGGAGAGUGUAUGUCAGUUGGUUUUGCUUGGUUGAUCCGCCAAACGAGUCACUAUUUGUUGCCCUGAAAAAAGUCAAAAUCAAAAUCGAAAACAAAAGCCCCAGUAGGCAGCAGCAGCAUGCGGUGGUCCAGGUCCAGCAGGCGUCCACCACCAGCCUAAUACCCCAAUCCCUGGGCUUGUAG
Prunus armeniaca (apricot) is the source of this 246-nucleotide messenger RNA. The record is from the annotation of a GenBank genome assembly. NCBI's taxonomy places the organism in Eukaryota, Viridiplantae, Streptophyta, Magnoliopsida, Rosales, Rosaceae.